Molecule: messenger RNA, 2030 nt
Organism: Rhagoletis zephyria (snowberry fruit fly)
Lineage: Eukaryota; Metazoa; Arthropoda; Insecta; Diptera; Tephritidae
Gene: speck
Product: GNAT family N-acetyltransferase speck
Molecular function (GO): N-acetyltransferase activity
Source: RefSeq, a predicted model, not a curated record
ACCAAUGUUAAUCGCUUAAAUAUAAAAUAAAUAAACAAAUAUUAAUAUUAACAAAUGUUAAGUGAUUUUGGCAGUUGGUGGCGGUAAUACAAUAAGAGAAUAGGAAAAGCAGAAACAAAUUUAGAAACACGAAAGCAAAACAAAUCGCCCUGAUAUUGGCAUUUACAAAAUAAAUAGAUAAAUAGGGGCACAGAUAUACUUAGCAAAAUGAAUAUACAAAAUUUGCACGAACAAACCAUGCUGAGAAAUAGGCAGGAUUUCGCGAAGAAAGACUCGGUGAUCCUUGAAGCACGAUAUACGCUGUCUGACCUCUAUCCAAUUACGAGAUUAACACAGAAGAUGGAUAAUGUACUAAACAUAUCUGGAUCCACACACCCUAAGCCCACAGCUUUACAGCCCUACACAGUGGAACUAGUUACUGAAAAUGAUAAGGAUGUUGUAUUGGCUAUGCUGAAACAAUUUUUCUUCAAAGAUGAACCACUUAAUUCCUUCCUAAAUUUGGGUGAUUGUAAAGAACUUGAAGAAUACACAAUAAAAUGUAUUAAGGACAACUGCUCGUACAAAGCGGUGCAUACCAAUGGCGAAUUGAUUGGAGUUUUCUUGAAUGGACUUCUAAAGCGACCCCCGCCAGAUGAAGUUCCGGAAAAGUCAGCUGAUUCCUGCCAACAUCCGAAAUUCAAGAAGAUUUUAUCCCUCUUUGAAAGGAUUGAGGAAAAUUUCAAUAUUUUCGACUUUUACCCAAACAUCGAUACCAUACUCGACGGUAAAAUACUUUCGGUAAAUACUGAAUAUCGUGGUAUGGGCAUAGCUGGUCGCCUGACAGAACGAACUCUUGAGUACAUGCGGGAGCACAACAUUCCGAUUAUGCAUGUAUUGUGCUCCAGUCACUAUUCGGCACGCGUAAUGGAAAAAUUGGGCUUCCAUGAAGUCUACAAACUUAACUAUGCCGACUAUAAAGUCCACGGGGAGGUGGUGUUCGUACCAGCUGAGCCCCACGUUGCCGCACGUAUUUUGGUGAAAGAGCUUGAAGACGUCAAAUGCAAAAAUGCUCAAUAAAUACAAAAAUGGUAUUACAUACAUACAUACAUACAUACAUACAUACAUACAUAUGUAUGACGGUAAAUGUAACUGUGUCAAUUGGUUGUAAAGCAGUAAAAAUUGUGAAUAAUGAAUUUUUAGUUAUUAAUAUAAGCACUAACUUGGUGAGGGUUUAAUUUAAAUAAAUAAAAGUACAAUAAAAAAUGUUACUAACCACAAACGUCUUAUUCGUUAAGCAGAAUAGCAAACCGGCUUUUAAAUGUCGAAAGUCAAGUGAUGCAUUCCAGUUUAGGAUUGUCUAAAUGCAUUGUUUACUUCGGCUUGUUUUAAAAAGCCAGAAAAAUUAUAGUAUAUCAGCUUUUUCAAUAAUUUAUAUAAAUUAAUUAUUAGUUAAUAUACCUAAUUCGUGUGCGUUUGUUCAAUUUUGUGUAAAAAUGUAUUUAUGCUUGGAUGUAAAUCAUAUGGCUUGUUUAUAAUUGUAUUACAAAUCUUAUUUAAUUUAGCACAUUCGGUUUCUGGCGGAUUUGAAGCGUAAAAUUUUUUGAUUAUGUAUAGUAUCUAUGUGUGUCGUGUUGUAGGCAGCCCAGUUGGAAAAUAGCACACUGAUGAUAAAUUCGUCAUGACACACUGUCUUCUGUGGCUGAUGAAGAGACCAGACAAAAUGUUGACUUACUUCAAACUGUCAACGAGCAUGCGGAAUGCGAAGGUUUUCGAUGUCAUGUAUGCGGAGCUUAAAGACAUUAUUUGUCGAUUUCCAACUGGUAGGAAAGCAAGAUUAACUAUGUAGGUAUAUACUUGUAGAUAUAUGUGCAUAUGUACAUACACAGGUGUAUUUUUACAGGCGUUUUCAAACUGUAGCUAAUUUACUUAAUUAUCCUUUUGGUGCGAAGCAUCGGCUGUUUUUUUUUUUCUGCAAUUUGUCUGAUUGAAUUUUUCGUUCAUUACGCUUUCCCUCUGCACUUCACAGACACUUUCUCAUGGCUCAAAAGAAA